This is a messenger RNA of Syzygium oleosum, 2079 nucleotides long. Its product is annotated as laccase-7-like. The transcript has 6 exons. Gene Ontology annotation, cellular component: apoplast. The record is from RefSeq and is a predicted model, not a curated record. NCBI's taxonomy places the organism in Eukaryota, Viridiplantae, Streptophyta, Magnoliopsida, Myrtales, Myrtaceae. Gene Ontology annotation, molecular function: hydroquinone:oxygen oxidoreductase activity; copper ion binding. The coding region runs from base 80 to 1795 and encodes 571 amino acids. Gene Ontology annotation, biological process: lignin catabolic process.
AACCUGGGACGGUUUGUGAUUCAAACACGAACGCCAUCGUCGAAACAUUAUGUGACCUGCAAAAAGCUUGUACCAAACGAUGGCGCGACAACAAGCUGUGUUUCUGCUUGCAUGGGCUCUUGCUCUUGGAGUUAUGUCUUCGACGGCUUCAGCUGCGAUUGUGGAACACAUAUUCAAUGUGGAGAACGUGACGGUGAGGAGAUUAUGCCAGAAACAUGUCAUCACUGUAGUGAAUGGAGCUCUUCCUGGCCCAACGAUUCGAGUCACGGAAGGUGACACCCUCGUCGUUCAUGUCUUAAACAAGUCCCAAUACAACGUCACUAUUCACUGGCACGGAGUGUUUCAACUAUUGAGUAGUUGGGCAGAUGGACCGAAUUAUAUUACGCAGUGUCCGAUACGUCCCGGACAUAGUUAUAUCCAAAAAUUUACUAUCACUAAACAGGAAGGCACGCUCUGGUGGCAUGCUCACGUCUCGUUGCUCCGCACCACCGUCUACGGCGCUCUCAUCAUCCUCCCCAAGUCGGGUCACUACCCAUUUCCCACACCCCACAAAGAAUUUCCUAUUAUUUUAGGAGAGUGGUGGAACGGAAAUGUGAUCGAUCUGCAGAACCAGGCACAGGCUCUCGGCGUGCCGCCUAGCAAUUCAGAUGCAUUCACCAUUAAUGGAAGGCCCGGAGAUCUCUAUCCUUGCUCCAAAAAGCACACCUACAAGGUAAAGGCAGUGCAUGGGAAGACCUACAUGCUUCGCAUAAUCAAUGCUGCACUCAAUAACCAACUCUUCUUCAAGAUAGCCAAUCACAGAUUCACUGUCGUCGCUGUCGACGCCUCAUACACCGACCCCUACGUCACCAACGUCGCUGUCCUGGCCCCGGGCCAAACGGUUGACGUGCUCCUCACCACAAACCAGACCCCGGGGGCCUACUACAUGGCGGCCCGCCCAUAUGAUAGCGCCCAAAACGCACCGCCGCCUGAUAACAGCACCACGACUGGGAUCCUCGUUUACAACAAGCUGCCCUACACGAGCCCGAUCAUGCCUUUCUUGCCGGCCCUCAAUGACACCCCCACAGCCCACAAGUUCUCCUCCUCCUUGACCAGCCUCAGGGGGAGCUCGAAUUGGAUGAGGGUGCCGACUAAGGUGGACGAGCAAAUGUUCAUAACAGUUGGACUGAGCCUCUCCCCGUGCGGGCCGACAGCCACGUGUAAGUUGAUCCCCAAUAUUCCCUCCCUCCGGUUGUCCGCAAACAUGAACAACGCGUCGUUCCAAUCCCCGACAAGCCUGUCCCUCUUGCAAGCGCACUUCUUCAACGUCAAAGGGAUCUACACCACUGAUUUCCCCGACCAGCCGCCGCUUAACUUCGAUUACACGAACCCUGCCAACAGCAACAACCUAACGUUGGCAUUCGCUCCCCGGAGCACAAGGGUGAAGCAAGUGAAGUACAACGCAACGGUUGAGAUCGUGUUCCAGGACACAACCAUCAUCGGCGCGGAGAAUCACCCUAUGCACUUGCACGGUUACAACUUCCACGUGGUGGGACAAGGGUUCGGGAACUUCAACCCAGUCCAGGAUCGGAAGAAAUUCAAUCUCUUCAACCCAGUGAUACGUAACACGAUCGGUGUGCCCGUGGGUGGUUGGGCUGCCAUCAGAUUCCAAGCAAAUAAUCCAGGUGUGUGGAUAUUGCACUGUCAUCUGGACAGCCACUUGGCGAUGGGACUGGCGACGGCUUUCGUAGUCGAGAACGGGCCCACCCUGUCAUCGACAUUGCCUCCGCCUCCUCCUGAUCUGCCUCAGUGUUAGGACCGAGAGCACGCGGAACACGUUUCUAAUUUGUCCGGUGGCUCGGCUAUCUCUUUCCAUUCUUUCCUCAUGCAACCCCGCAACCCCAUUACGAUCAGUCAUCCAUCGCUUCGUUUCUUCGAAAUGCCGUUACGAUGAAGAGAUUUCAUGUUUUCCCACCCUUCGGUUCAAAUGCUUUUGGCUUAUUUAAAAACGCAAUAACAGAGGAUGCAAAGAGAAGAGUCUCUUGCAUCCACUUCGGUUGUAACUCUAACUAUUUGAAAUCCGAUAUAUGUGUUGCAGGA